CCCCAUGGCCGCGGCUCCUUUUUCUGCCUUUUCCUUUGUACCCUCACUGCUACCAGCUCCUUCUGGCGACCCCCAGGUACCCUCUCCCACCUUUCACUUCUCUCUGGGUCAGCAGACCACGCAUGUAUCCACAGGCAUUACCUGUGCGGAUCCUAAGCAACCCGGGCACUUUCAAACGCUGUGGCGGUUCCUAUAGCAACGACAAACCGGAAGUAUGGUUUGCCGCCGGAAGCGGAAGUCCCAAUCAAAAGUUGAGCAGUAGCUGUGUGGGACGUCCGUGCCGCGAGAUGGACACUCCUCCGCUCUCGGAUUCGGAGUCGGAAUCCGAUGAAUCUCUUGUCACAGAUAGAGAGUUGCAGGAUGCGUUUUCCCGAGGGCUUCUGAAGCCAGGCCUCAAUGUCGUGCUAGAGGGGCCGAAGAAGGCCGUGAACGACGUGAAUGGCCUGAAGCAAUGUUUGGCAGAAUUCAAGCGGGAUCUGGAAUGGGUUGAAAGACUCGAUGUGACGCUGGGUCCGGUGCCGGAAAUCGGUGGAUCUGAGGCGCCAACACCUCAGAUCAAGGACCAGAAAGCUGUUGAUCCAGAAGACGACUUCCAGCGAGAGAUGAGUUUCUACCGCCAAGCCCAGGCCGCAGUGCUUGCAGUCUUACCCCGCCUCCAUCAGCUCAAAGUCCCUACCAAGCGACCCACUGAUUAUUUUGCAGAAAUGGCCAAGUCUGAUCUGCAGAUGCAGAAGAUUCGACAGAAGCUGCAGACUAAACAGGCUGCCAUGGAGAGGUCUGAAAAGGCUAAACAACUGCGAGCACUUAGGAAAUACGGGAAGAAGGUGCAAACGGAGGUUCUUCAGAAGAGGCAGCAGGAGAAAGCACAUAUGAUGAAUGCUAUUAAGAAGUAUCAGAAAGGCUUCUCCGAUAAACUGGAUUUCCUUGAGGGAGAUCAGAAACCUCUGGCACAGCGCACGAAGGCAGGAGCCAAAGGCCAGCAGAUGAAGAAGGGGCCCAGUGCUAAACGACGGUAUAAAAACCAGAAGUUUGGUUUUGGUGGAAAGAAGAAAGGUUCAAAGUGGAACACUCGGGAGAGCUAUGAUGAUGUAUCUAGCUUCCGGGCCAAGACAGCUCAUGGCAGAGGCCUCAAGAGGCCUGGCAAGAAAGGAUCAAAUGUAAGUGAGCCCAGGUGUCCGGGUGAGGAGCAGGCUCAGCCUCCCCUCCCAUUCCCAACCCUGCCCUCUCCCUUCAGUUAUGUUCGUCCUCACCUGGGGCAGAAGGCAAGCUGCUAUGUGACCAGAUGUGGUAUAUCUUUUUCUGUAGAAGAGACCUGGAAAACGAACGAGAGAGAAGAUGAAGAACAGAACGCACUAAACAGCAUCUUUGAAUACAAAGAACCAAGAAAAAGGAAUGAAGACUCACAAUUUCACAACACACUGUGAUCCCUUCUGUUGGUGUCAUGUUGUAAACAUUUCUUUUAAUAAACUAAAUAAAAAUUAUUAAAGGAACACAUACCUUUGGUUAAAUAGUCCAGACUAAAAGAUUGAGAAGUUACUUUGCAUUGCUAUCUAUUGAUAAUUUAGACAUUGAGUUCAAAUUGCCUUCAUUUUGUGAUAAAUGGUUUAACUGACACCU
Messenger RNA from Mandrillus leucophaeus (drill), 1617 nucleotides. RefSeq names its product EBNA1 binding protein 2 (gene EBNA1BP2). Lineage: Eukaryota; Metazoa; Chordata; Mammalia; Primates; Cercopithecidae. Bases 123 to 1424 code for a protein of 433 amino acids. Gene Ontology annotation, cellular component: nuclear periphery; nucleolus; preribosome, large subunit precursor. The transcript is spliced from 9 exons. Gene Ontology annotation, biological process: rRNA processing; ribosomal large subunit biogenesis. The record is from RefSeq and is a predicted model, not a curated record.